CAAUAAUGUAGUAUGCAUAAUAUAUGCUACAGUAUAUUAAAAUUUACUACGGUUAACUCAAGAAAGUACUAAACUAGCCUACACUCCACAAUUUUUUUUUCAAAUGUGUGUUAAAAGCACGUGAAUGUAAUGUGAAAGCUGGGAGGCGUGUGGCUGCGUGCACGCGCGAGAUGCGCUAUCCUUAUAAAUGGCUUGCAAAGGAUCGUAUCAGUUAAACGGCUUACUUCAACCGCAAUAUUUAUGUUAGACAGUCAAAAGUUAUUACAAUAGUUAGUUAGGCUUCAUAAUUUUGUAUUAUUUUGCUGCGGUUGACCUUGGUCAGCGCUGAGUAAUUAAAGCAACUUUUUGUGACCACACGUCACAUUUAUUUUUCGUUGCACUUUGAAAAAAUAAUUCGUAAAUGAUGCGCGUAAAAGAAGUCGCUGUCGUUCUGGUGUUUGCCUGCGUCGCGACACAUUUCCUACAGGCGGACGGCGUCAUAGGCAAAGAGAAGAAGGCACGACCACCUGGCGAGAAAAGGAGAGGAGAAAAGCAGGAUAAUUUUGUUCCAAAAGGAAGAUUUUCUUUGAGGGAAGGAACGAAUUGCACGUGGGUCGCAGCACGCAAGGGUGACAGGUUUAUUUUGGGAGUCACUUGCAAAAACGCUGGAAAUGGUUUCGAGUGCGAGUAUGUAGGGAAGCCCUCCUCCUGUCUGCAAUACUCAUCCAACACUAAAGUAUACUGGAAGCAGAUCACCAGGUCGUUGAAGAAGCAGAAAAGAUUAUGCCGUGAUUCCACGGCGCUGGUUAAAGCGCGCGUGUGCAGGACCGCACCUGAGGAAGCGCACUUCCGGAUGAUGCGUGCGCGUUCCGCAGUCCAGUCACCGUUGUCCGGUUCCCCGAUGGUGGUGGUAAAUAAUCCGUGCCCUGGUCGGGUGGAUAGGCUGAAACUGGCAGAUGAAUACUGCACCAACUCCUGGUCUUCACUAUGUACAUUUUUGUUUCUGAUGGUUGAGAAUGAUGAAUGCGCUUGAGAUGAAGUUUUUUUAUUCCAGUGAUUUAGCCUACUGACGGUUUCUAAAAUGUACAUGAGAAUUUCCCAUUAUCAUUUCUGUUAUAAAAUGUAUUUUGAAAUUAAAAUUUGUAUAUUGUUAAACAAUAAAUG
Paramisgurnus dabryanus is the source of this 1143-nucleotide messenger RNA. Its product is annotated as fibroblast growth factor-binding protein 1. Lineage: Eukaryota; Metazoa; Chordata; Actinopteri; Cypriniformes; Cobitidae. The record is from RefSeq and is a predicted model, not a curated record. Gene Ontology annotation, biological process: cell-cell signaling. Gene Ontology annotation, molecular function: growth factor binding.